Molecule: messenger RNA, 682 nt
Organism: Physella acuta
Lineage: Eukaryota; Metazoa; Mollusca; Gastropoda; Physidae
Source: RefSeq, a predicted model, not a curated record
AGGAAUGCUUUAAAUCUAUACUGCUAGAUUUAAUUUAAAAAUAAUUCUUCUGUUUCAUCUGUUCCUUCAAACAGCUGUUUAAUUUUACCAUCACAAGACUCAAGACUAAAGAAUACAUAAAAGAGAUUUAGUGCAUCUUUUACAAUUGUUUUAUUAAUUUUAUGAAUACUAACAGUCCAGAUUGCUUAGAUGGAGAAAGUUUUCGCCUUUUUGACUCUAUUCCUUUGCAUUGCAUGUCUCCCUGAGAAGAUCGUCAGCUCAAUUUAUAAUGCGACAAUCGAAGGCUUUGAGCGAGAUUGUGAAGCCAACAAUUGCCGCUACACUGGCAGAAUUCUGGCAAGUUUGUCUGUGAAAGGAUGGGCUGAAACAAACUCAGGCCCCAGGCUCAUGGUGGCUCUGGGCUAUUGCUAUGGUGAUAAGAAUGAGGUUUCAUCAUGCUUAUCAGAGGGCGCUGAUCCAGGGUUGUGCAUGCUCACGAUUUAUCCCUGUAGCUCUGAUGGGGAAGUGGGACCUUGUCUCACUGAAUGUAAUGAAAUAGGUGAAAAUCAAUCGAAAUUCACGUUCUACCCCUUUGUUCUAUAACGCCUUGUAUCAGAUUGUAGUGCAGGAAGUACCCUCGGGUGAAGAGCCGGGUGGAAUUGUACACAUUAGUAACGUGUUUGAUGCUUCCAUAAAACCGGGU